Dendrobium catenatum is the source of this 455-nucleotide messenger RNA. Its product is annotated as cytochrome P450 714B3-like. The annotation marks the transcript as partial. Gene Ontology annotation, molecular function: monooxygenase activity; heme binding; iron ion binding. NCBI's taxonomy places the organism in Eukaryota, Viridiplantae, Streptophyta, Magnoliopsida, Asparagales, Orchidaceae. The record is from RefSeq and is a predicted model, not a curated record. The transcript is spliced from 2 exons.
AUGGGGAAUGUACCAAUGUUGCACGUGAGCGACCCUGACUUGGUGAGGGAAAUGAACCUAUGCAAAUCUCUUGACUUAGGGAAGGCCACUUACCUACAAAAAACUCAUGAGCCUUUGUUUGGCCAUGGCAUUCUCAAGUCUAGUGGAGAGUCAUGGGCUCAUCAAAGAAAAAUUAUUGCACCAGAGUUCUACAUGGAUAAGGUCAAGGGAAUGGUUGAAUUGAUGGUGGAUUCUGCCAUCCCACUGUUAGAAACAUGGGAGAAAAGAAUUGAGAAGGAAGGAGGAACAGCUGAGAUAAAUAUUGAUGAGGAUUUGAAGAGCUUUUCUGCAGAUGUAAUUUCGAGAGCAAGUUUUGGAAGUAGCUAUUCCAAAGGAAAGCAAAUGUUUUUGAAGCUUUAUGAAUUGAAGAAAGCUGUUUCUAAACCAAAUCUCCUCGUCGAAAUCACUGGAAUAAG